UCAGUUUAUGGUUUUUUCGUCCUACCCUGCGUCCUAGUUCCAGCAGCAUGUUUUGGGGAUUUAUCAACAAUUGCACCCAGUUUGUUAGAGGAGGAGUAGGGGAUGAGGCUCUUCAGCCUCUUCUUUCCUUCUUCUCUUUUGAGUCAGUUACAUCACUUUUGGAGAAGGUUCAGCAUCUCCUGAAUGUUAAAGACACCACCUCCCUGGUAUUUCACCUGGUGACUUUCCUCUAUAUGGUUUAUAGCUUUUCUAGAAUGAGUCACACACUGCUAAACACUGUAGGGCAGCAGAUAGAGGCAAGGGAGCAGGGAGAUAAAUCAGUCACUCAGGCUGCAGCUAAACCAGACAGUGAGGCUAAGACACCGGCAGUUGCUGCAGUAAAGAAGGGAAAGAAGCACACGGACAAAACCGAUCGACCAGUAGACGAUGAUUCAGGUGAAGGAUCCUCAAUGCCUCCUGACACCCAGUCAGGAGUCAAACCACCUGACACACAAUCAGAAGCUGAAGCAACUGAUGAUACACAGUCAGAAGCCGAACCAACUGAUACAAAAUCGGAAGCCAAAUCAACUGGCACAAGAUCGGGAGUCCAACCAACUAGCACACGAUCAGGAGCCCAACCAGCUGCUACAACAUCAGGAGCCCAACCAACUGCUGCAAGAGCAGGAGCCCGACCAACUGCUGCAAGAGCAGGAGAUACUAUUGAGUCCUUUUCCCUGAAGGACCUUCGUGGCCUAAGAAAGGAUUAUACUCGACGACCUGAUGAAUCUAUAAUUAGUUGGUUAGUCCGUCUUUGGGAUGCUGCAGGCGAGGCUACAAUACUGGAUGGCACUGAAGCGAGACAUCUGGGAUCCCUGUCACAUGAUCCAGUUAUUGACCAAGAAAUGAUGAGGGAGGCUAGUCCUUGCAGUCUCUGGGAACGGGUCCUGGGAAGUGUGGCACAAAGAUAUCUCUGUGCCGACGAUCUCUAUAUGCAGCAAACCCAGUGGAAAACCAUUGAACAAGGGAUCCAGCGCUUGAGGGAAAUGGCAGUGGCGGAGAUUGUCUUCUCAGAUGACAUAAACACUAGGAACCCCGACUUGGUACCAUGUACACCUGUGAUGUGGCGAAAACUUGUACGACUUGGGCCACAAGAAUACUCCUCUGCUUUAGCAAUAAUGAAGCGGGAUGAGACAGAAGAGACCGUGCUUGAUAUGGCGAAGAAGCUACGAACAUAUGCAGAUGCCGUGCAUGGUCCAACACAUGCAAGAAUUGCAGCUCUGGAAACACAGGUGCGGGGAUUAGCAGACAAGAUAGAGGAGAAUCACAAAGAACUCAAGCAGGACAUUCUCCAGAUCUCUGCAGUACAAGUUAGGGGCUCUGGCACCACACGCAAACGUUCCCUAGAUAGAGAGGGAAAAGGCAUCCCACGGGCUAAGCUGUGGGUCCUCCUGCGUGAAUGUGGAGAAAACAUGAAAAGAUGGGAUGGAGAAUCUACUGAUGCUAUGACACAACGGCUGCAUGAAUUGUUGGAUGGCAAGACUAUGAGAGGAAGUUCCAGCAAGAAGGAAGCAGCUCCGGUUACCCAGGGAAAUAAGGAUAAUCAGGCUUAGAGGGGCCCUGCCUCUAGCCAGGUAGAGGCUAGGGAAAACCGUGUUUUUUGGACUGUGUGGAUUCGUUGGCCUGGCACAUCAGAACCACAAAAAUACGAGGCCUUAGUUGACACUGGUGCACAGUGCACAUUACUUCCAUCAAGACAUGUGGGGGAAGAAUCUGUUUCCAUUGCUGGGGUGACAGGGGGUUCACAAGAUUUUACUUUGGUGGAGGCUGAUGUGAGCCUGACUGGAAAUGAGUGGAAGAGACACCCUAUUGUGACUGGCCCAGAAGCUCCAUGCAUUUUGGGCAUAGACUUCCUCCGAAAUGGGUAUUUCAAAGACCCAAAGGGAUUUAGGUGGGCAUUCGGGAUAGCAGCUGUAGAGACAGAGGGUGUUAAGCAGUUGAAUACCUUGCCUGGACUAUCAGAGAACCCAUCUGCUGUAGGUCUUCUGAAGGUGGAAGAGCAACAAGUGCCAAUUGCCACUUCAAUAGUGCAUCGCCGACAGUACAGAACAACUCGAGAUGCUGUGAUCCCC
Molecule: messenger RNA, 2108 nt
Organism: Hirundo rustica (Barn swallow)
Lineage: Eukaryota; Metazoa; Chordata; Aves; Passeriformes; Hirundinidae
Exons: 2
Coding region: 48-1589 (513 amino acids)
Source: RefSeq, a predicted model, not a curated record